Molecule: messenger RNA, 762 nt
Organism: Ostertagia ostertagi
Lineage: Eukaryota; Metazoa; Nematoda; Chromadorea; Rhabditida; Trichostrongylidae
Source: the annotation of a GenBank genome assembly
AUGAAGCGAUUACCGGAGCAUUUGACUCCCACUGACUUCUACCACGGAUUGCGCCCUUUUCUACAGGGAUAUAAGGCUCUCAGUCCUCAUGAAAUAGUAUUUGAAGGAAUGGAGGAACUCGGACCAAUGGCAUAUUGCGGAGCUAGCGCAGCACAGAGCUCAACAAUACAGUUGAUAGAUGCGUUCCUAAAAGAGAAGAAAGAACGUUUCUGCACGAACAUAGAGAGUACAUGCCACGCGAACAAUCGCGAGCUUAUUUACUGGGUCGAAGCAGAAUCGCCGAUACAGAAAUCAACGGAAGGUCGUCAGCAAGCACUGGAGGCGCUCACUGCAUUUCGCUCAUCCCAUUUGAAUACAGUGGCAUUAUACAUCCUCACACAAAUGAAAGGCUCUUCGCAGGCGACUGGAACUGGAGGCAGUUUCACUUGUGCAGUUCUUGAACAAUGUCAGGCUCAAUACCAAAUGAAGGCGUUCUCGUUCAGAUCUCCACUAAUCUUGGGCACAAAAAUCAUCUCAGAAAAAUGGUUUUCGGGCUGUAACUAUCUACAAGGUUCACACCGAGAUCGAGCUUUGAAAGCCUUUUUCCCAAACACUGAGAACACCAUACACAUGCACUGUUUCCCGUUGCGAGACGUGCCGCAAUUGCAGACCCUAUUGAUCGCCAGCGAAGACUUCCUCAACUGCUCACUCCUAACGAGAGAGGUUUACAAUACUGCAUGUACGAGAGGUAUAACCCCUCCCACUGCCGAGGUCGCCCCCUAA